This is a messenger RNA of Jaculus jaculus (lesser Egyptian jerboa), 783 nucleotides long. RefSeq names its product chloride intracellular channel 3 (gene Clic3). Bases 15 to 728 code for a protein of 237 amino acids. NCBI's taxonomy places the organism in Eukaryota, Metazoa, Chordata, Mammalia, Rodentia, Dipodidae. The transcript is spliced from 6 exons. The record is from RefSeq and is a predicted model, not a curated record.
CCUCAGCUCCCACCAUGGCCGAAACUGCUAAGCUUCAGCUGUUUGUGAAGGCCAGUGAAGAUGGUGAGAGCGUGGGGCACUGCCCUUCCUGUCAGCGGCUCUUCAUGGUCCUGCUCCUCAAAGGUGUGCCCUUCACGCUCACCACGGUGGACACGCGCAGGGCUUUGGAUGUGCUGAAGGACUUUGCACCAGGCUCCCAGCUGCCCAUCCUGCUGUACGAUGGGGAUGCCAAGACGGACACGCUGCAGAUAGAGGAGUUUCUAGAGGAGACGCUGGGACCACCCGAGUUUCCUAGCCUGGCACCCCGGUACAGGGCAUCCAAUACAGCAGGUAACGACAUCUUCCACAAGUUCUCGGCCUUCAUCAAAAACCCGCUGCCUGCACAAGACGAUGCUCUGUACCAGCAGCUGCUGCGUGCCCUGGCCAGGCUGGACAGCUACCUGCGCACACCCCUGGAGCACGAGCUGGCACAGGAGCCCCAGCUGCGUGAGUCACGCCGCCGCUUCCUGGAUGGCAACCAGCUCACACUGGCCGACUGUGGCCUGCUGCCCAAGCUGAGCAUUGUGGAUACUGUGUGUGCCCACUUCCGCCAGGCGCCCAUCCCUGCGGAGCUGCAAGGAGUCCGCCACUACCUAGACAGCGCGCUGCAGGAAAAAGAGUUCAAGUACACGUGUCCUCAUAGCUCUGAGAUCCUGGCGGCUUACCAGCCUGUUGUGCACCCCCGCUAGCGUACCCUACCUGUGCCCACUCAUCUGCCACCUUAUAAAGAUCUCUCUUCCCUGA